Molecule: messenger RNA, 591 nt
Organism: Chrysochloris asiatica (Cape golden mole)
Lineage: Eukaryota; Metazoa; Chordata; Mammalia; Afrosoricida; Chrysochloridae
Gene: TMEM126A
Product: transmembrane protein 126A
Exons: 4
Coding region: 1-591 (196 amino acids)
Biological process (GO): mitochondrial respiratory chain complex I assembly
Cellular component (GO): mitochondrion
Source: RefSeq, a predicted model, not a curated record
AUGGAAAACAGUGAACCAGAUACUAUAAAGGAGAAUUUAACUCUCAGUAUUAUAACCAGAAAAAUUAACCAGCUUCCAGAAGUAGAAAAGAAUCUACUUGAAAAUGGAUCAGCAUACAUUGGAUUGAAUGCUGCUCUCUGUGGCUUAAUAGCAAAUAGUCUUUUUCGACGUGUCUUAAAUGUGACGCAGGCUCGCAUAGCUGCUGGCUUGCCAAUGGCAGUGAUGCCAUUUUUGACAGCAGAACUAUCUUACAAAAGUUUUGUAAGCUUACCUUUGAGUACAGGUAAUUUGAGCUGUGAAACUUGUACUGUAACACGGGGUGGAUUAGUUGGUCUUGUUUUUGGUGGUCUUUAUCCUAUAAUCUUGGCUAUACCUGUGAAUGGUGGCCUAGCAGCCAGGUAUAAUUCAGCCUUGCUACCAGAGAAAGGAAACAUCUUAACUUACUGGAUCAGAAUUUCUAAACCUGUCUUUAGAAAGAUGCUAUUUCCCAUUUUGCUCCAGACUGUGUUUGCAGCUUACCUUGGAUCUAGACAGUAUAAACUACUCAUAAAAGCCCUUCAGCUACCCGAAUCAGGCCUAGAAACUCCCUAA